AUCGACUCGGCGGGAGAGACACAGAGAGAGCGUUCUUCGGCCAUCAUGAAGACGACGUGGAAGGAUAUCCAACCUGUGCCUACAAGCCAGGAGUUUCUCGACAUCGUCCUUAGUAGAACACAGAGACGACUGCCGACGCAGAUCAGGGCAGGGUUCAAGAUUAGUCGUAUUAGAGCAUUCUACACCCGAAAGGUUAAAUAUACCCAAGAGACAUUUUGCGAGAAGUUCCAGGCUAUUUUGGAUGGAUUUCCGAGGUUGCAGGAUAUUCACCCCUUCCAUAAGGAUCUGUUGAACACUCUUUACGAUGCGGAUCAUUUUAGAAUUGCGCUCGGCCAGCUGUCGACGGCGAAGCGUUUGGUAGAAACUGUCUCUCGAGAUUACGUCCGCCUCAUCAAAUAUGCCCAGUCUUUGUUCCAGUGCAAGCAGCUGAAGCGAGCUGCCUUAGGCCGCAUGGCCACCAUCUGCAAGAGGUUGAAGGACCCACUGCUGUACUUGGAACAAGUGCGACAGCAUCUUGGUCGUUUACCAUCAAUCGAUCCCAAUACCAGGACGCUUCUUAUCUGCGGAUAUCCCAACGUCGGGAAGUCGAGUUUCCUGAAGAGCAUCACAAGGGCGGACGUCGAUGUACAGCCGUACGCCUUCACAACCAAGAGCUUGUUUGUCGGCCAUUUUGAUUAUAAGUAUCUUCGAUUCCAGGCGAUCGACACCCCCGGUAUCUUAGAUCACCCUCUCGAAGAAAUGAAUACCAUCGAGAUGCAGUCGAUCACGGCCAUUGCGCACUUGAGAUCUGCGAUCCUCUACUUUAUGGAUUUGUCCGAGCAGUGUGGAUAUUCGGUGUCUGACCAGAUUAAGCUAUUCAACAGCAUUAAACCGUUGUUCUCGAAUAAACUGGUUUUCAUCGUCGUGAACAAGAUCGAUGUGAUGCGGCCUGAGGAUCUGGAUCCGGCAACUAAGGAAGAGCUGGACAAGCUGCUGACGAUCAGCGGUGUUGAGAUGCUUCAGCUCUCAUGCACUACUACAGAGGGUGUAACGGCAGUCAAAAACGCUGCGUGUGACAGGUUGAUUGCUGAAAGGGUGGCGCAGAAGCUGAAGACGGGGACUAACGGCUCCGGUACACCAAGUGGGAGACUUGGUGAUGUUCUGGCGCGCAUUCACGUUGCUCAGCCUUUGGGCGGCGUUCGCGAGACAUUUAUCCCAGACGCUGUCCAGAACCUCAAGAAAUACGAUAAAAAUGACCCAGAAAGACGGAAACUUGAACGGGAUAUCGAGGUUGAGAACGGUGGUGCUGGUGUGUAUAACGUUGACUUGAAGAAGAAUUACACACUUGCCGACAGCGACUGGAACCACGACAAGAUUCCAGAAGUGUGGAACGGAAAGAACAUCUAUGACUUUGUGGACCCUGAUAUCGAAGAGAAACUCCGACAGCUGGAGGAAGAGGAGGAGAAAUUGGAGGCAGAAGGAUACUACGAUUCAGAUGAGAGUAUCGAAGAGGCGGAGGAUGCGGAGAUCCGUAUGAAGGCCGAUCUAAUCCGAGAGAAGAGAGUACUUUUGCGCAACGAUGCCAAAAUGCGAAAAUCUCUCAAAAACCGUGCGCUCAUCCCCCGAAGCGCCAAGGCCAAGAAGUUGUCCGAAAUGGAAGCUCAUCUCGAUUCGAUCGGCUACGACGCUACUGCAUCAUCCGCUCGUGCGCGGGAACAGCCUCGUGGUCGUACUACAACCCGCAGCGAGGCUGACUUCAAUGAAGACGCGAUGGACAUCGAUACAGCGGAUGAUCCUCGCCAGGCUGCCCUGCAAAGAGCAAAGAGUCGAGCCCGCAGCCAAGCGGCCACCAAUCGUCUUGUGGAUGGUGUCACUAGCACUACGGCUAGAUCGAAGGCAGAGCGGUUAACGAAAUUGGGCCAGAAGAAGAUGAAUCGGAUGGCGAGACAAGGAGAAGCUGAUCGUCAUACUGUUGCUUCUCUGCCGAAACAUUUGUUUUCCGGUAAACGUACUGUCGGCAAAACGCAGCGACGUUAAGCUAUUAUUUCUUUUCCAGGUCAAUGAUGAAAUGAUACCGGCACUUUCCAAAUGGUGGCGUUUGGUUGGCGUCUUUCUGAUCUUUUUUGGGGCCAUAAAGGAUUGUAUGCUUUUCUCUCAUAUGGGUUUUCAAAAGUUGAUCUCAAUGCAGCUCCCAUAUCCACAUAUUCUUUGGAUUGGAUUCUGCCAGUUUGCACAUCUUAGUUACAUAAUAAUUCGAAUAGCUAAAAUACAAUAUCAUAUCAAGCUAUUC
Molecule: messenger RNA, 2269 nt
Organism: Coccidioides posadasii C735 delta SOWgp
Lineage: Eukaryota; Fungi; Ascomycota; Eurotiomycetes; Onygenales; Onygenaceae
Gene: NOG1
Product: Nucleolar GTP-binding protein 1
Biological process (GO): ribosomal large subunit biogenesis
Cellular component (GO): nucleolus
Molecular function (GO): GTP binding; RNA binding; GTPase activity
Source: RefSeq, a predicted model, not a curated record